Messenger RNA from Asparagus officinalis (garden asparagus), 2371 nucleotides. Its product is annotated as BTB/POZ domain-containing protein At3g22104-like. The record is from RefSeq and is a predicted model, not a curated record. The transcript has 4 exons. NCBI's taxonomy places the organism in Eukaryota, Viridiplantae, Streptophyta, Magnoliopsida, Asparagales, Asparagaceae. The coding region runs from base 547 to 2118 and encodes 523 amino acids. Gene Ontology annotation, molecular function: protein binding.
CACACUUUAUUCAAUUGUGGGGGCAAAGGGAGGGAAAGGGGCAAUUUGGGCACAAGAUCUUCAUAAAUUCACAUGCCAAAGCUGGGUACUUUAAAGUACUGAAGAAAGCACUAGGCAAGGAGAGUGAGAGAAAAGUAACCCUCGUCCUUCCUCAUCAUCAACUUCAUCAUCACGAUCAAAGUUUGGUGUAGACUCUUGAUAUAGAGAGAGGAGCACUUGAUGCCAUUGUAUACUUAGAAUCUAUGUCAGAGCUCAUAUCAACAACUAUUUUGGUUUCUUCCUCCGAUAGUUGCAUCCACUCCCUCUUCAUUUGACUUAAGGCUUCAGAGAUCUCUCAUGCUUCUCUUUGUCUGGUUACCCUUGUGAGUAUGCGGCUUUGUGGGUAUCCUUUGUUGAUUUGUUCUUCUUUCAUCACCUUUCUUAUCUCCAUCAUGAUACCCUUUUCUUUGCCUACCCUUUGGUCUUGAGAACUUGGGGUCCUCACAAGCAUAAAGUUGUCAAAGCCUUUGUUUCUUCUUGGAGUUCGUGAUUUGUUCUUUGUGAGCAAUGAAGAUGGCUUGUGAUCUUGAAGUUGAUGUCAAUGGGGAAGAGACCUUCUUUGUGGAUAAGGAAAUUCUUUCUUCCUUUUGUGGUAGACUAAGUGAACUAUUCAGCAAGCCUUCAGUAAUGGAGACGGCAAAGACUCUGAAAGUAGUUCUCCAUGAGUUACCAGGGGGGGCUGAGGCUUUUGAGCUCAUAACAAGGUUUUGCUAUGGCGGUGGCAGGGUUAAAUUGAAUCCAACUAACACUUGCAUCCUUCAUUGUGCUGCCCAUUUCAUGGAUAUGAACAAGGAAGGCCUAAUCAAAGAGACAGAGAAAUCCCUUGAAGGGAUUUCAUAUUGGAUGUGGACGGAGGUUAUUCAUUCUCUGAAACAAUGCCAGGAUUUUAUUCUGAUUGCUAGCUCCUCUGGUGUCUUAGACAAGGUCUUGGAUUCUCUAGUAGGAAGAAUUGCUACUCCAGUUGAUGCUAGUCCUACUAGUUCUUCACCCGAAAGCUCAGGUUUUCGGUUCUCAUUUGACACGAGAAGCACUUUCAGUGGAAAGAUUGGUCAUUAUCGAACUUGGUGGUUCGAAGAUCUCACUAGUUUAAGUCUUCAGAUGGUAGAGAAAGUUGUCGAGCUUAUGAUUCAGCGAAAAUUUGACCAUGUUUCAAUAGGCAGGUUUCUAUUAUACUAUCUCAAGGUCAGUCUUGCCAAUUCUACACCUGAAGAGAAGAGGAAGACUACAGAGGCUGUUGUUGAUUUGCUCUAUUCUCUUGACAGAAGUUCUGUGCCUUGCAAGAGCUUGUUCGGGAUUCUUCGAGGUUCUUCCUCACAAAAUCUUAGCAAAUUGUGUAGAAAUAGAUUGGAGAGUAUGAUCGGCAUGCACAUUGAUCAAGUCACAUUGGAUAAUUUGCUUGUUCCAGCACCGACGGGGACUGAGAGUUUGUAUGAUGUGAAUCUAGUCCUUCGGUUCUUGCAAUUUUUCCUUGAUAAUGGCGGGCGAAAAUCAGUAGAUCGAGUGAAGAAAGUAGGGAGCUUGACUGACUUGUAUUUGACUGAAGUUGCUCCAGAUUCCGGCUUGAAACCCUUGAAAUUUAUCGCGCUAGCCUCCAUUUUGCCUGAUGAAGCAAGAGACUGUAACGAUGCACUCUAUCGAGCUAUUGACAUGUAUCUUGAGGUACAUACUAGACUCUCUGAAGAAGAGAAGAUGAAGAUAUGUUGUUCUAUUAACUACGAAAAACUCUCAUCAGAAACCUGCAAGCAUCUCGCCCAAAACUCAAAAUUUCCAUCCAGAACAGCAAUUCAAGCUCUCGUCUCUCAACAUUCAAAGCUCAAAAACCUUCUGAAGGAUACCAACAACCUUAGGCUACUUGGCAAAGGAAGUGACAGCGAUGAACAGAUAAUUCUCUAUGCAAAGAAGCUCGAUCUCUCAACAGAGAACGAGAAGCUUCGAGCAAAUCUAGAGGGAAUGCAAUGGAAGGUUAUGGAGCUUGAGAAGGUUUGUAGAAAGAUGCAAGUUAAGAUGGCGAAGAUGGCGAAGGCCAAGCUACGGAGCAAUAGGAAGUCAUCUAGAUCAUUACCAAAACUUUGUUCUUGAUUAUGAAGUAUUUCAUAGUAUAGAUACUAAGUUUGUACAUAGAGUUGGUAUUACAAGAGGGUUCCACUAUAACUACUAUUGUUCUUGCCUUCUGCAUGGAAGAGUAAAAAGCUGAACAAAAGUGGGGGGCUUGUGUAGAUGAGUGUGGGAGAUCAUUGUGCUAUUGGUGCUUUUGAUUGUUGACAAAUCUAUUUGUACAGUUGUUUGAGAAAUUUUGGCUCUUCUUUUGUUAUUUUAGCCCAUGCUGUUAUCA